GCUGUCAGACAAGAGCUGUUAUGUGUAAAUACUCGUAUAUUAUUAUCGAAGCAGUCAACAGACCGUAGCUUUCCGACUUUCGUAUUAUAUUGCUUAGCUUCCGCCCCAGUUAAGUAUCGAUAGAGCGUGAUUAUCCUUUUAGCCAGGAUGCACAACUUGAUCAAGAGUCGCGCCGUUUUUGAGAUAUUGAAGAAGCCGCUGCCCGAGCUGCUGCGUUUCUACAGAGAAAACGAGAGCGAAAGCGAAUGCGAGGAAACUGCCGGAGACACUGCAGAUGCCGCAACUCCAACGCCAAUUCCAACUGCAGCGGCAGCAGCAGAAGCAGCUGCUGAGGCAGCCAAGCUCAAUGUGAACGCGAGCGUGUUUGUGCCGCGCUCCAAGGACGCCAGCGUCGAGGCCGAGGACGUGCGUCUUGGCGAACUGAAGCGCCACUUCGAGGCUUUGGAUGUGCGCAAGCCGGCGCAGCCGAAGCUGAUGCUGCCCUGGAAGGGCUUUCCCAAGCCGAUACCCGCCGACCGACCCAGCAAAGCGCCUUCGGCCCAGAGCAAAGAUCUGAGGGUUGCAGUCAUUGGGGAUGAGACAAAAAGCGAGUCGCGUCUGAAACGCGCUCAGCCGGACAAGGAGUCGUCCUCGCCGCCGGCCAGCCGCAAGAAGCCGGUCAAGGAGCGUUCGGUUAUAAAGUCCGCUGUGCCGGACGAGAAGCGGCGCGAGCAGGAGCGCAAGGUGGCCCUGGAAGCGCUAAAGCUCGUCGAGCAGCGACGCAUGCGAGAGACCUUGGAUCAGCCACAGAUCAUAGUGCAUCUGACACGUUCGCCCGUGGACUUUACGCCGGAGGAGCGCGUGCGCGUGAAUCGGCUGCGCAUCAUCAAGCGCGAGCACAUCGAGAGCGUGCUGCGCGAGAUGCGCGACGAGCUAGAGCUGAAGCAGCAAAAGGCUGACGGCGUGCAGCCAUCCAGUCGCUACAUAUGCCUGCAACGCGCCGCCAAGCCCGACACCCAGGCCACGCCCCAGCCGGAGCAGCAGCAGCAGCAGCUGCAGCAGCCGCCGCCGCCGCCGCCGGCUAGCUCGACACCCAAGCGUUAUAUACCAACCGUGAAGCAGUGGGACGAGCGCUGCAAGGCCAAGGCCAACGAGGCGGCGGCCGGCGCCAACAAGGAGAACAACAACAUGGCCGGCGGCAGGACUCUGAUCAAGCUCGAAGAGAACGCGCCAUCGCAGCGCGGAGCCAUGGGCCCCUUCAGCCAGGGCAACAUCAUGCACACAGCCACAGCCGUCGGGCAGAGCAAGCCGCAGCAGCAGCAGGGCGGCGCCAAGGAUCGCGAGCUCUUUGUGCCGCGCUAUUGGCCACCGGCUCCGCUGGUGGCCAGGGGCGAGAGGCGUCGCGGCAAUCUGACCCACGCCCGCAAUAUAACGCGCGCCUUUGCUAAUUGCGGCCUGCUGCCAACUCCGUCUCCGGCUUGGGAGGCGACCGCCAAGGAGGACUACGAGAUGCCGGAGGGGGCGAAGAAAUCUGUGAAACGCUACGGAAUGGAGGAGCUGCUUCAACUGGAGCCACAACCACACGAACUGGAGAAGCCCCACAUCGCUGAGGCUCUGCAAAAGCUCGGAUUCAUAUGCGAAUAAUUGCAGCUGCUCAGCCAAAAUAACUUUUGGCUCUGUCCGUGCAUUUGUCCGUGUUUAGUUCUUUGUGUAUUCAGUUAGUUUGUUCUUGUUCAUGUUUUUUCUCCUUUCAACCAGUUGCAUUUCCUGCUGUUCAACGUUGAGAGCUCUUUGUCUCGCCGAAAUACGAGCUAUACCAUUUAUAUUGAGCAACUCUGGAUUUGCAACUCAAUUAUUAUUAAUAAUAAAGUCUAUCUGCAGCAAACUAAAA
Messenger RNA from Drosophila montana, 1870 nucleotides. RefSeq names its product titin. Lineage: Eukaryota; Metazoa; Arthropoda; Insecta; Diptera; Drosophilidae. The coding region runs from base 148 to 1623 and encodes 491 amino acids. The transcript has 2 exons. The record is from RefSeq and is a predicted model, not a curated record.